AUGCCAAUAUGUAUAGAGUGCUGUUAUCCUGUUUCCCACCUUUAUACCUCGUACAGCAAGGCCGAUGAUCGCGCUUUGGGCAAGGGAGUCCGUCUGACACAAUGUCCUCGAUGUCAACGAUUUGCCGAUAAAUACGUCGAGCAUGAUUUCGUCGUUCUCUUCAUUGACCUUGUACUAAUCAAACCUCAGGUUUACAGACAUUUGCUCUUUAACAGGCUUGGGCGGGAUGAUGACAAAUUCGAUCGCUCGAUUAUCCGUCUCGGGAUCCUCAUCCUUCUUUUUGACGUGUACCUCUCCUGGGCGCGAAUUGAAAAGUCCUCCGCAAUCGCUACAUCGCCGCUUGGAAACACUCCAAUAAUAGUUCAAUACGUGUUUUUUCUCACACUGAAUGCCCUUGCAACUCUUGCACAUCAUGUUGCCGUUCGGUUCCUAGCUACAAUACUCGUCUUGAAGCCCGCGGCACAAUCUCUGAAGGCCCAAGAAGUCCCACAGCGUGCGAACACUCUCCCAUCAUCGCCAUCUGAUGUUAAUUCAGCCGGGAAUGCCAUAUCAGCCCAGUUUCCACUAAACUCUAGUCCAAUAGGCGGGCCAAGUGUUGCUGAUCUAAGCCGCUCAUCUUCUGGCAGUGACACAAUUGGCGAUGGAGCUCAUCAACAAGCUGCUGUUUCUCCUAACACCUUACCUAUGUUAUCUGUGGAAUCCGAGUUCCCUCCACCUCUUCGAAGGUCGUCUACCGCACCCCCGCAGAUUCGGCCAAUCCCUCCUCCAGCACUCGCCAGUCGAAAUGCAAUAAGUACAGCUCUCCUAGUUAGCAGUUGUACUAAGUUGUUUCCAAUACUUCUAGUUAUAUGGGGAACAGAUGCGUCGGGCGAGGGCCCGGGUGACCCUGAAACUCCAUCCCCCCCGCCUGGUAGCAAUGGAGGAGAGUCCAGCUUAAAUUUACCAUUGUGGUCAUCUCAAUCCCUUGAAUCCGUUGUUCACAAUACACUAUCCACCAUUUCACAGCCGUGGUCAUCACUUCUAUUGUCUAUCACUAACACCCAUCUCGUGCUGUUAAAUAAUAUUGAGGCUUUGCUCAUUCUCUUAGAUUGUGGCUAUAGUUAUGCUAUUGUGAUGACCCUUGGCGGUCAGUUGGCCAGAUGGGCGGUUGAAAGAUGUUUCUUAAGCCUCGUCGGUCUAUAA
Microsporum canis CBS 113480 is the source of this 1182-nucleotide messenger RNA. RefSeq lists its product as hypothetical. Lineage: Eukaryota; Fungi; Ascomycota; Eurotiomycetes; Onygenales; Arthrodermataceae. Gene Ontology annotation, cellular component: cortical endoplasmic reticulum; Golgi apparatus. The record is from RefSeq and is a predicted model, not a curated record. Bases 1 to 1182 code for a protein of 393 amino acids. Gene Ontology annotation, biological process: intracellular sterol transport; regulation of plasma membrane sterol distribution; sterol metabolic process. The transcript has 3 exons.